Messenger RNA from Parathielavia appendiculata, 1209 nucleotides. RefSeq lists its product as uncharacterized. The record is from RefSeq and is a predicted model, not a curated record. The transcript has 2 exons. Bases 157 to 1044 code for a protein of 295 amino acids. NCBI's taxonomy places the organism in Eukaryota, Fungi, Ascomycota, Sordariomycetes, Sordariales, Chaetomiaceae.
CCCCAGCCUCAACCAGAUUUUAAACACCAAUAAUGUCGACAGCUCCCCCCAAAGGGCAUCACUACGGAAAACUUACCGCAUACGGAUGUUGCUCUGCUCACCCUCGGUGAUGCCGCCGACUUCCAUGUUGCAAAAGUCCGCCAACAUUCGGGGUCCAUGGUAAAGGGCUGUCAAGGUCAAGCCUCGCGGCUCCACCGGAUGAACGCAAUUGACAGCACGCAGGGCUCACCAACUUGCACAUGUUCUCUCGCAUCCAAAGCGGUAUGCCUCGGCGCUCUGCAAGAAGCCUUUCAGUGGUGUUCAGGACAGUCCUCCAUCGAUUAUGUUUCCGCAACACGUCGCGGCCGAACGAGCCCACUCCUGCGUUGGUUAGACUUAACUAUGGCAUUAAGUGAUGCUCCGAGGCUCCAGAUAUCCCUCUGCAUCCAACUUGCCAACCGGUAUCGUUACGAAACGUCUAAGGAUAAGCCAGCCAGCUCAGACAGGGAAGUCGAGACGAGCCAGGGGCGGACAAUUGCUCACCGCCUCAUGCAAGACAUCGAGCCUGACGCGAAAUCAUUUUCCCAGCUUGAUCGGCUUGCUUUCUCUGUCGGGGAUUUACUCGCUUCCAUUGUCUUCUUGAGGAGUUCUCCGCAUUCGAGGGUACAGAUUCAGUACCAGGAGGACAUUCCCAGGGCUCCAUCCCCAAGGCGGCGGUACCCGAACUGCCGCUCAGUACCUGCAUGGGGGCUGAUUCCUAGAACUUCGGGACUGCCGUCUUGGAUGACGUGGUCGACCAUCCAUAUGGGUCGCCAUCUCAUCUUCCACCGGUUUCACCACGUCCUUGCAUCUCUUACUAUCCUCUUUUACGAUCGACAAUCCCUCAUGACAUUGACACUAGGACCAUCUCCUCUGCUUGACAACCCCUUUUGCCUUCCACAGCCUGAUGUUCCCCCCGCCCCACCCCUCGUGCAUGACCAAUCUAUAACCCCACAGGCUCAGCUUACCCUUCCCCACGGUCUCAACCUCAGGUCCGUUCUCAAGCAGCUACACCAGCCUGAUUAACGUUACAUUGCAUCAACCCCAGCAACAGGUUCGUCCAUGCUGCAUGCUGCCCCGGGACAAGCAACCUGAAGCAGAGUAUGACCUCCCUGUUGCCCACAGCUGAGCCUACUACAUGACAUUCCAUUUCCUUUUCAGGUUCGAAUCCGCGGCCACCCUUCAUGCUGC